Molecule: messenger RNA, 3777 nt
Organism: Vespa crabro (European hornet)
Lineage: Eukaryota; Metazoa; Arthropoda; Insecta; Hymenoptera; Vespidae
Gene: odd
Product: protein odd-skipped
Exons: 2
Coding region: 858-1805 (315 amino acids)
Biological process (GO): regulation of transcription by RNA polymerase II; embryo development; embryonic pattern specification
Cellular component (GO): nucleus
Molecular function (GO): DNA-binding transcription factor activity, RNA polymerase II-specific; RNA polymerase II transcription regulatory region sequence-specific DNA binding
Source: RefSeq, a predicted model, not a curated record
GUUGUAUAGUAAAAAAUAUAUAUGAGUAAGUAAGUACAUUGACGUUCUCUUCCUAAGAUAAAGCGAAAGAGCAGGGAUAAAGUUAUCCUCUUUAGGAGUCGACAAUUGAGUAAGAGAGAGAGAGAGAGAGAAAGAGAAAGAGAAAGAGAUAGACGCAGGAGCACGGACGGGUAAGCGUCGCGACGCCCCGAGGGGCACCCAGAGCCAGAAGCUCCGCCCCUGUGGAAGUCGAGCGCCAACCGGACCGCAGAAGUUGAAGGUGCGGUAGGAGGGGCCACCGUGUCGCCUCCAAGGACAGGUAGUCGACGAUGAAGCCGUACGACUUCCGCCACGCUCAACCAAACUUUAGUAUCGCUUCGACCCUUGUACUAGAGAGACUUCUUAUUUCUUCUCGUUUUAUCAAUUUUUUUCUGCUAUUUAUUCCGUCUCGUUCAUCCGCUCUCUCUCACUUUCCGUCUUUUUCUUACACUCUCACCAUCACUCUCUCUACAUACGUCCUUCCCUUUUUCUGAUUCUCUUGUAUAUUUGCAUAUAUUAUAUAUAUAUAUAUAUGUGUGUGUGUGUGUGUAUGUAUGUAUGUAUGUAUGUAUCUAUGUAUGUAUAUGCAUAUACACACAUAGAGCUGAAAGACAGUGCAUACAUAUUAAACUUGGUGUCACGUAUAAUUUGAUGGACACUAACAAUGUGACUUUCACUUGACUCUGAGAAAAAGAAAAACAAUAAAAAAAAUAAAGGGAUAUAUCAGAGUGUAAGAGUGAUUAAUAGAAGAACGUGAGGAUUUUCAAUAUUAUUGUCAGAGAGAAAAUAGAAGGAGGAGAUAAAGAGAAGAAUUUACUUUGAGAAAAUUGUUAUCAAUAAUGGAGACUAAAAUGGAACCUCUUACGCCACCGCAUACACCACCGUCGGUGGACAGAUCGAUGCAGCAUCAUCUUCAAAUGACCUCUACAGUACCAUCGCCCCGUUGGAUCAGGUCGCAACAGAUGUCCGGUAGAUUUGUUCAUCAUCAUCAACAACAGCAACAACAGCAACAGCACGUGCAAUCGACUCAGCAAAAUAUUGGUGGUUAUCAAGCAACAACUUUUUUGGACAAUUGGCUAAGAGGUGCAGCUUUGUUAGCUGUUAGAGGAUGUUGUCCGCAAAGUUCGCCUCAUUAUCAUCAUCAUCAUCAUCAUCAUCAUCAUCCCCAUCAACAACAACAUCAACAUCAUCAUCAAACUCAUCAAGCUUUACAUCCACCACUUCCGGUACAACCACCGGCGCCCUUUCUUACGCGAAAAUUGCCUGGGCAACGACCGAAGAAACAAUUCAUUUGUAAAUUUUGUAAUCGACAAUUUACCAAGAGUUAUAAUUUAUUGAUACACGAACGUACGCACACUGACGAGAGACCGUACUCGUGCGAUAUUUGCGGGAAAGCAUUCCGCAGACAGGAUCAUCUUAGGGAUCAUCGAUAUAUACACAGCAAGGAGAAACCAUUCAAAUGUGCGGAAUGCGGAAAAGGAUUUUGUCAGAGCAGAACAUUAGCAGUUCAUAAGAUUCUACAUAUGGAGGAAUCGCCCCACAAAUGUCCGGUCUGUGGGAAAAGUUUUAAUCAGAAGAGCAAUCUGAAGACGCAUCUGUUGACGCACACUGACGUUCCUCAGGAUCUUAGGAUCGAGAGCACAGUCUAUGGAGAUUCGAGAGUAACAAGUUCAGCUACGACCGUUAGACAAAUGGCUGAAAGAAUAGGAACGCUUAGAUCAAAUCAAAGGAGCAGUACAGCGCCCCCGAAACUUGGAUUUAGUAUAGAAGAUAUAAUGAGACGUUAAGAUAUACAUACGUAUAUUAUUAUUCGUUAGAUAAUUACGUAUCUCUCGUUUCUUCUUUUCGUUACGUUAUGAAAGGAUAUCGAGUUUAUUUAUAAUUUCAGUGUUUUUCUUUUUUUUUUCUUUUUUUUUCUUUUUUUUUACUUUUUUUUUACUUUUUUUUUUGUUGAAUUCAUUAGACCGAUCGAAUUUGACAUAUAUAUGCGUACGAAGAGAAAAAGUAUCACGUUGUACUUGUCGUCGUUUGUAAAUAGAUUCCUAAUCGUAUAGAUAAAACGUAUUCUGCAUUUGUUCUUGUCUUGAAUGUACAACUGUGUAGCGGGAAGCGGGAGGAGGUUAGAGCAGGCGGCAGAAGAGAGAAUAAAUGUUAUAUAUGAAUAUAUAUGUUCACAUAUAAGUAGCAAGACAGUAUUAAUUGACAAACUAAAGAUAUUAGACAGUUGAUACGAUUUAUAAAAGUCGAUUAGUUUAGCGAAAUUGAAAUGUUUAUUCAUAGUAUUAUUAAUUCUUGAUAUGGGGAGAAAGAGAAAGAGAAAGAGAAAGAGAAAGAGAAAGAGAAAGAGAAAGAGAGAGAGAGAGAGAGACGAGACGAGAGAGACGAGAACCAUGUGUAUCGAGUUUUCAUUUAAACUCAUGUAAAUAUUGACAUUGUAUAUAUGUAUGUCAGUGUUAGUUCGAUAGAUUACACGUCAUAUUACUAUUAUAAUAUUAUAAAACGUUUAGGACCAAUCAUGUAAUAGAAAAGUCAUUGGACAAUUAUUUACUACUACGUAAUUCAAUCGAUAUUCGUUGUGUAUGUAUGUAUGUAUAUGUACGUACGGGGUUGUGUUUGAUAAUCAUAGAGGAGUAAGAUACUAUAGGUAUUUUUAUCAAUAAUAACGAUGUCAUACGUAAUAUUUGGUGAACAGUCAUCGUUCUUCGUAAUUUUAAGCGGGAUCAAAAUUUAGACGUUAAGUAAAAUCUUUCGAAAAGUAAGUUAACUCAAUCCUAAUUUACUAAUAUUUAAAUUCAAAUCGAUAACUCUUGCGUAUUUGCGUAUUUACGAUGUACGUUACGUGUAUUGAUAAACAUUGCGUAGUAAGAUACUAUAGUAAGUUUAUCAAGAAUGUCAGUGUAAUCUUUGAUUCUACGGAAAGUUAGGACAGAUCAAAAUUUAGGAUGCUGUUAAGACCAAGGCGUCAAAGUAAUUGCUCGAUCCUAAAAUGGACAUGCAACGAUCUCUAUCUCUUAGAAUAGAAGCUACAAAAGACGUUUCCUGUUGGUUGUAUCGAAGGCGUUAAUCGAGUUUCCUUUAGGAGGUAUAUUUUUUUCUCUUUCUCUCUAUUUCACUGUUUUCCGUAAAAUUAGGAAUUCUCGAUCAGAUAAGAGCCCGCGUAAAAGUGUGUUUGUGUGUGUGUGUGAGAGAGAGAAAGAAAGAAAGAAAGAAAGAGAAAGAGAAAGAGAAAGAUAGAAAAGGGACACCUCGUUGGUUAUCUGUGUCUCACCUUUUCUUUUUCUUUUUUUUUUUCUUCCCUUCCUGUCUUCUACAGUGACCUGUAAAUUAGUCCCAAAGCUCGACCAUUUCUUUUCUUUUAAUCUAGGAAAGAUAACUCUCUUUCUUUCUCUCUCUCUUUUAGACCACCCACGUAUAUUCUAAGCGUAUUACAUAUAUAUAUUUAAGUAACCACGCGCGACUGGAUUUGCUUAUCUUCGAUACAGGAGUCCUCUCAUUUCUUUAUCUCUUUCUUUUUUCUCUCUCUUUCUUUCUCUCUCUUUCUUUCUUUCUUUCUCUUUUUUUUUCUUCCUUUUUAUUUUCUUUUCUUUUCUUUUCUAACUUAAAAAGGAUCACAUGUAAGGGUAUCUACUAAAUGUAUGUAGAGAUAACUUAUGUAUUGUUGUAUAUAAUUAAUUCCCUACGCUCUUUUUCUCGUCACAUUAAUAUUAGAAAUAUAAUAGAAAUAACGUUAGUCGUCGCUUUGGGAUCUUUAUCAAUUAA